UUCCUAAUCUGCAGAGGGGCCAUGAGGAAUAUAAGAAGUCCGGUCAGCCCAGCCUGGCCCUCAGAGCCAACCUAGCAUAGAGACCCACACAUCUGCUAGAGAGAGCUGCGCUCAGCGCCCACGCCCACUCUUCUGGCUAGCCUUCACCCAAGCAGCAGAAGAGGACUUCAGAGAGGGAUUGAACACAUAAGCAGCUGCACACAUCAACCAGCUAACUAAUAACCAUGAAUCUCGAGGUCCCCAAGUUGGAGAUCAAGUCUGCCACCCGUGUCACUGGAGGCCCUGCAACACCACGCAAAGGACCCCCUAAAUUCAAGCAGAGGCAGACUCGCCAGUUCAAGAGCAAGCCCCCCAAGAAGGGAAUCCAGGGCUUUGGCGAUGACAUCCCUGGAAUGGAGGGCUUAGGCACUGACAUCACAGUAAUCUGCCCCUGGGAGGCCUUCAACCACCUGGAGCUUAGUGAGCUGGCCAAAUAUGGUAUCAUCUAAGUCAUCCAGACCUUCACCAUCCAUCCCACAGUCCUCUGCAUCCACCUCCAUCUACUUCAAGCCAUGCAUGUGCCUCGAGCACUCUCACUGGGUUUGACUAGAACUUUCAAACAUAAACCAAAGAAUAAAUAAAGAAAGAAAGAAAACGUUACAAAAAAGAACCGUCUAAACUCUUAUCUAGAACCUAAAAGGGUUCUACUGCUGUUUCCGUUGUAGAACGCUUUGUAGACCCCUUUUUUGCUACUAGGUAAAAACCCUUUUAGUUCCAGGUAGAAAGAACCCUUUUGGGUUUCAUGUAGAACCCUUUCCAUAGAGUAUUCUACAUGGAACCCAAAAGGGUUCUAUUUCUACCUGGAACCAAAAAAGUUUCUCUUUGGCUAAAAAACCCUUUUGGAACCCUUUUUUUCUAAGAGUGUAUCCAUCUUUCACUGGUUUUGUUUCUGCUGCCAACGUUCACAUCAUACAAAAUGUCUGCUCAUGA
Oncorhynchus gorbuscha (pink salmon) is the source of this 969-nucleotide messenger RNA. Its product is annotated as retinal rod rhodopsin-sensitive cGMP 3',5'-cyclic phosphodiesterase subunit gamma. Gene Ontology annotation, cellular component: photoreceptor outer segment membrane. Bases 225 to 488 code for a protein of 87 amino acids. Gene Ontology annotation, molecular function: 3',5'-cyclic-nucleotide phosphodiesterase activity; cGMP binding. The transcript has 4 exons. NCBI's taxonomy places the organism in Eukaryota, Metazoa, Chordata, Actinopteri, Salmoniformes, Salmonidae. The record is from RefSeq and is a predicted model, not a curated record. Gene Ontology annotation, biological process: positive regulation of epidermal growth factor receptor signaling pathway; positive regulation of G protein-coupled receptor signaling pathway; visual perception.